GACUGAGGGGAGGAGCCAAGGGAGGAGGAGGAGGAGUCGCCGAUCCACCACAGGAGGACCACUGCUCACCAGGGCUACCGAGGUGCCACUGGCCCCACACCUGCUUCCCCGCAUCCCCGACCGCCAGCAUGAUCGCCGCGCAGCUCUUGGCCUAUUACUUCACCGAGCUGAAGGAUGACCAAGUCAAAAAGAUUGAUAAGUAUCUGUAUGCCAUGCGGCUCUCUGAUGAAGUUCUGAUUGAUAUUCUGACACGCUUCAAGAAAGAAAUGAAGAAUGGCCUUUCCCGGGAUUAUAAUCCAACAGCCUCGGUCAAGAUGUUGCCAACCUUUGUACGGUCCAUUCCUGAUGGCUCAGAAAAGGGGGAUUUCAUUGCCCUGGAUCUUGGAGGCUCUUUCUUUCGAAUCCUGCGGGUGCAGGUGAAUCAUGAGAAGAACCAGAAUGUCUACAUGGAGUCUGAGGUUUAUGACACUCCAGAGAACAUCGUACAUGGCAGUGGAAGCCAGCUUUUCGAUCAUGUUGCUGAAUGCCUGGGAGACUUCAUGGAAAAAAGGAAGAUCAAGGACAAAAAUUUACCCGUGGGAUUCACGUUUUCUUUCCCCUGCCGGCAAUCCAAAAUAGACGAGGCUAUACUGAUCACAUGGACAAAGCGGUUCAAAGCCAGUGGCGUGGAAGGGUCGGAUGUGGUCAAGCUGCUGGAUAAAGCCAUUAAGAAGCGAGGGGACUACGACGCCAACAUCGUCGCUGUGGUGAAUGACACGGUGGGGACCAUGAUGACCUGCGGUUACGACGACCAGCAGUGUGAAGUUGGCCUGAUCAUCGGCACGGGCACCAACGCGUGCUACAUGGAGGAGCUGAGACACAUUGACCUGGUGGAAGGUGACGAGGGCCGGAUGUGCAUCAACACCGAGUGGGGGGCCUUCGGGGACGACGGGUCCCUGGAGGACAUCCGCACAGAGUUCGACAGAGAGCUGGACCGGGGGUCCCUCAACCCCGGGAAGCAGCUGUUCGAGAAGAUGGUGAGCGGCAUGUACAUGGGGGAGCUGGUCCGGCUGAUCCUGGUGAAGAUGGCCAAGGAAGGCCUCCUGUUUGAAGGGCGCAUCACUCCAGAGCUGCUCACGAGGGGCAAGUUUAACACGAGUGACGUGUCCGCCAUUGAAAAGAAUAAGGAAGGUAUUCAUAAUGCCAAGGAGAUCUUAACCCGCCUGGGAGUGGAGCCGUCUGAUGAUGACUGUGUGUCGGUCCAGCACGUGUGCACCAUUGUCUCCUUCCGUUCAGCCAACCUAGUGGCUGCCACGCUCGGUGCCAUCCUGAACCGCCUGCGAGACAACAAGAGCACGCCCAGGCUGCGAACCACAGUUGGUGUGGACGGUUCUCUCUACAAGUCACACCCACAGUAUUCCCGGCGAUUCCACAAGACCCUGAGGCGCCUGGUGCCCGACUCCGAUGUGCGUUUCCUCCUUUCAGAGAGCGGCAGCGGCAAGGGGGCUGCCAUGGUGACCGCUGUAGCCUACCGCCUGGCUGAGCAGCACAGGCAGAUUGAGGAGACCCUGUCCAACUUCCGCCUCAGCAAGGAGACACUGCUGGAGGUGAAGAGGAGGCUGCGGGCUGAGAUGGAAUUUGGGCUGAAGAAGGAGACGAACUCUAAGGCUACCGUCAAGAUGCUGCCUUCCUUCGUCCGGAGCAUCCCAGACGGGACUGAGAAUGGUGACUUCUUGGCUUUGGAUCUUGGAGGAACGAAUUUCCGGGUCCUACUGGUAAAGGUCCGUAGUGGAAAAAAGAGAACAGUAGAAAUGCACAACAAGAUCUACUCCAUUCCUAUAGAGAUCAUGCAAGGCACUGGGGAAGAGUUGUUUGACCACAUCGUCUCCUGUAUCUCCGACUUCCUGGACUACAUGGGGAUCAAAGGCCCCCGGAUGCCUCUGGGCUUCACCUUCUCAUUUCCCUGCAAUCAGACGAGCCUGGAUUGUGGAAUCUUGAUCUCGUGGACAAAGGGUUUCAAGGCCAGUGACUGCGAGGGACAUGAUGUAGCCACCUUACUGAAGGAGGCGGUGAAAAGAAGAGAUGAAUUUGACCUGGAUGUGGUGGCUGUGGUCAACGACACUGUGGGUACCAUGAUGACCUGUGCCUAUGAGGAACCCACUUGUGAGGUGGGACUCAUCGUGGGGCAGGUAGAUGGGCAGUCCUGUGGGAAGACAUCUUGUCUCCAUCUUGAUAGAAGAAACCAACCCAUGAAACAACGCCAUCACCGGAAUCUCCCAUCGCUUUAGUGAGCCUUGUUGUAUGACUAGUAAACUUUGUAACUGAUUCAAAA
This is a messenger RNA of Psammomys obesus (fat sand rat), 2311 nucleotides long. RefSeq names its product hexokinase 1 (gene Hk1). Gene Ontology annotation, biological process: intracellular glucose homeostasis; glycolytic process; glucose 6-phosphate metabolic process. Gene Ontology annotation, cellular component: mitochondrion; cytosol. NCBI's taxonomy places the organism in Eukaryota, Metazoa, Chordata, Mammalia, Rodentia, Muridae. Gene Ontology annotation, molecular function: D-glucose binding; ATP binding; mannokinase activity. The record is from RefSeq and is a predicted model, not a curated record.